GCAGGACUAAGAGGAGGACGAGGAGUGACAUGAACUGAGGAAGAAAGGCAGAGAGGAUAACUGGAUGAAAAGGGCCAGCGUUACAAAGAUCUAAACAAAAAGGAUAGAAAUGCAAAAACCUCUUGCCUGCAGAGGCACAUCUUGGACAUAGAAAGAAGAGAAAAAAUAUUUUCCAGGGAAUUGAUGACAGGAAAACCCUGCAGCAUCUGAACCAAAUAUUUAUUCUCAUGGUUUCUUUCAUCUCUCUCAUCAUGCUCACCCUGCUGUCUCUGUAUGUGGGAGCACUGCUGUCCUCAGAUGCGUCUCCCGCCUGCUUACAUCCACCUUGCAGGGACACUUUAGUGGCUACACCUGCUUCUCCAGGGCCAGGAGCAGCAAUGACUACCAAGGCCAGUGAGGGUCAAGCUGGGACAAGUGCAUGCAGAUUGGGUGCUUCUGUUCCUGUUGCUUCAGACAAUCCUGAAAGGGAAGAGCAAAGACUGGAUUUCCCUCAGACUAGAUUGAAAAGUGGAGGUGUUAAAGAGCGCCUGGUUCAGCUGCAGAGCUGCAUGAGCUCUCUCCAGGAAUCAGGAGACCCCCAGAGUUACAGGGACCAGGACAGCAGCUCUCUGGGGGCCAUCCUGGCUCUGAUGGCAGCUGUGCUGACAGAGUGUGACCUCCACUGCCACAGCCAAGCACUUGGAGAGAUGGCCAAGCGACUGGAGAGUGCUGCGUUGGGAAGCAAAGAGGGUGAAAAAGACUUGCUGCUUUUCCUAAGGAGCAUCACACAGUAUUCACCUACAGCUGCUCCCAUGGAGAGGUUGCAUCCACAAGAUUGUGCAGAGAUUUACAGUCUUGGGAUCAAAGAGACUGGCAUCUAUACCAUCCAACCUGAUCUACAUGGACCAGCAUUAGAGGCUAAAUGUGACAUGGAGACAGCGGGCGGAGGGUGGACAGUGAUCCAGAAUCGGCAGGACGGCUCAGUGGACUUUAACAGGACUUGGCAGGAAUACCGGGAAGGCUUUGGUAGUCUGCAGGGAGAGCACUGGCUGGGAAACGCAGCACUGCACGCCCUCACCUCCACCGGCCUGCACCAGCUUCGCAUUGAGCUGGAGGACUGGUACCAACAGAAGCGCCAGGCAACCUACAACAACUUCAAGGUGGCCUCGGAAACAGAAAGGUAUCGUCUGACAGCCCACGAGUACUCUGGUGAUGCUGGCAACUCUCUGAGCUACAGCAAGCGCUACAACCACGACGGCAGACCGUUCAGCACUGCUGACAGAGACAACGAUCGCUACGCCUCUGGAAGCUGUGGUCAGUACUAUGGGGCAGGCUGGUGGUUCGACGCCUGUCUGGCAGCCAACCUGAAUGGGCGAUAUUACCGUGGCCGUUACACGGGUUUGACCAACGGGAUCUACUGGGGGACAUGGUACAUCCUGACAGACGGAAGGACUGGGGAGCGGUACUCCUUCAAGAGGGUGGAGAUGAAGACGAGACCCAAAAACUUUAGGGGAACCAAGUGAGGAACACAAAUUGAGAGGGAUCACUGCAGUAUAUUCAUAGGAUGCAAGGCCUUUUAUUUUAUAGAUGACAGAUUUUAAACAACUUCCUGCUAAGAUUUACAUGGAUUUCAGUGAAUGGAUGAAAGACAAUAUAGUGAGAUGCAAAAUCAUUCAUACGCCCUGCGCCUUUUCACAAUUUGUCACAGUAGAAUGAAGAACAUCAGUGUAUUUUUAUUAGGCUUUUGUGUGACAGACCAACACAAAGAGUUGCAUAUAUGUGACAUGCAUAGAAAAAUAUAGUUUUUAUGUUGUUGUUUUUU
Molecule: messenger RNA, 1801 nt
Organism: Xiphophorus maculatus (southern platyfish)
Lineage: Eukaryota; Metazoa; Chordata; Actinopteri; Cyprinodontiformes; Poeciliidae
Product: fibroleukin-like
Exons: 6
Coding region: 228-1502 (424 amino acids)
Source: RefSeq, a predicted model, not a curated record